AUUCAUAUCGACUUCAAGUACACUAUUUAUAAUUUUCUCUCUAAUAAUCUCUCUCUCUCUCUCUCUCUCUCUCGCUCUGUAGUAGGUUGACAAUGGAGUGUUGCUAUUACAUUUCCACCAAUACAUCUUCAACUCCAUCUCCUGCCAUUUCCAACUUUCAGGGUGUUUCAUCAUCUGUCGGUAGAAGAUUUUCUAAGACAACCUUAUGUCCUGGGGUGCUGUCUUCUCCACUUUCUAAACCAUUUCUUCAACUUAAUGACAGAUUGGAGCCCAUUGUUUACCAACAAUCCUCUUCUUGUUACCCUUUGAGAACAUAUAAGCGUCCCAUUUUUGCAGAAGCUGGAAAGCAAGGGUGGGACUUCGGGAGAUUUGUUAGGACAUUAUACUUUUUUAAUGGGCCUCCAUCUCCUGCUAAGUUCUUUGAGUUUCUAAUUGAGAAACUGUCUGGUCCAUCACCUAGUGAACCAGUAAAGGCUAUGGACACUUCUGGGAUCGUGCUAGUUGCUGGAGCCACUGGUGGUGUUGGGAGAAGAGUAGUUAACAUCUUACGCAAGAAAGGAUUGCCUGUCCGAUUAUUGGUCAGAAAUGAAGAGAAGGCAAGAAGCAUGCUAGGUCCAGACAUUGACUUAGUUGUUGGAGAUAUUACCAAGGAGAGCACUCUGGUCCCUGAGUACUUCAAAGGAGUGAAGAAAGUUAUUAAUGCUGUAUCAGUCAUUGUUGGCCCAAAGGAAGGGGACACUCCCGAGAGGGCAAAGUACAGCCAAGGGAUCAAGUUCUUCGAACCAGAGAUAAAAGGUGAUUCGCCUGAGAAGGUAGAAUUCAUUGGGAUGAAAAACUUGAUUAAUGCUGUAAAGGGGAGUGUUGGCCUUCGAACUGGAAAACUAGUUUAUGGAUUUGAAGGAAAUUCAUCUAGAGAUCUUGCUUGGGGUGCUUUAGAUGACGUAGUGAUGGGAGGAGUUAGUGAAAGUACAUUUCAAAUUGAUCCAACAGGUGGCGAGAAUGGUGGACCAUCUGGGCUUUUCAAAGGUGUUGUUUCCACUGCAAACAAUGGUGGUUUUACUAGUAUAAGAACAAAGAACUUUUCAGUACCUGAAAAUCUUUCUCCUUAUGACGGUCUGGAGCUUCGCAUUAAAGGUGAUGGCCGUCGGUAUAAACUUAUUAUACGCACUAGCCGUGAUUGGGAUACUGUCGGUUAUACAUCAAGUUUUGACACUGUGGAAGGCCAAUGGCAGUCAGUACGAGUGCCUUUUACUUCUCUGAGACCCGUAUUUCGAGCACGAACUGUGUCAGAUGCUCCACCCUUUGACUCAAGCAGCAUCAUAUCAUUGCAGCUCAUGUUUAGCAAGUUUGAAUAUGAUGGGAAGCUUAAUCCAACAUUCAAGGAAGGUGCAUUUCAGCUUCCAGUGUCAAGCAUACGAGCAUAUAUUAAAGACCCCAUCACUCCCAGAUUUGUUCAUGUGGGCUCUGCAGGGGUAACCCGACCUGACAGACCUGGACUUGAUUUAAGUAAACAGCCUCCCGCUGUCCGCUUGAACGAGGAACUGGGCUUUAUUCUCACUUUCAAGUUAAAGGGUGAAGAUUUGAUUCGGGAAAGUGGAAUUCCAUAUACAAUUGUAAGGCCUUGUGCAUUAACUGAGGAGCCUGCAGGAGCUGAUCUCAUAUUUGAUCAAGGAGACAAUAUAACGGGAAAAAUAUCCAGAGAAGAGAUUGCUCAAAUAUGUGUUGCUGCCCUAGAAAGCCCAUAUGCUUGCGACAAGACAUUUGAGGUUAAGAGUGUUAUUCCAUUUAGUGAGCCAUACACGGUGGACCCUGAAAACCCCCCACCUGAGAAAGAUUACAAUAUUUACUUCAAAACAUUGAAAGAAGGCAUUACAGGGAAAGAAAUCUUAGAACAAAGUCCUCUCCUUGUCUGAUACCUGUGCAUGGAAGGUCCAUUCUCAACACUAUCUAAACCCCUUCAGGUGAAAAAGACAGCAUGUUUAGAAGAACAAUGAAAAGCAAGGGAAGAUGCUAGAUUUACAUAUAAAUAAUUUUUUUUUUUUUUAUUAUAAAUGUCCUCAUUACGUACGAGUCCACUUGUGUUGGAGUGCAUGAAUGAUUUGCUUUUGAUUGUCAUGAAUUCAGUGUGUAUAUUUACUUUUGUAUAUAAGCACGCCUUUCGUAAACAUUAUGAGUGAUAAUACAUGUUAUGUUUUCUGGUUUUA
This is a messenger RNA of Camellia sinensis, 2204 nucleotides long. RefSeq names its product NAD(P)-binding Rossmann-fold superfamily protein. The record is from RefSeq and is a predicted model, not a curated record. NCBI's taxonomy places the organism in Eukaryota, Viridiplantae, Streptophyta, Magnoliopsida, Ericales, Theaceae.